GACAAUCGCACGGAACCGCUUCAUUUGCCAGAAGCGUCGCGCGGUGAUCGUAACGUUAAACGAGCUCCGGGUACACAUACACACACACGCGCACAGAGACUGAAGAAGAUUCCGCCUAAACGGGAGUACUAGUGAUAACAUAUUAUAUUAUAUUAUAUGAUAACUACAAGAAUUUUGGCCAGCCGCAAGAAACAUACAUACAUAUGUACGUCCAUCUGCAACCGUCAGAGCAGAGAUAACGCGAAGAAGCUGCUGCUCAGUUAUGAGUUAUCGUCAACCUUGACCCCGAACCCGAAGCUGGCAAAAAAGUUGAGAAAAAAGAGACAGUUGAAACUCAAGUCUAUAAUCGCGAGGUAAAACAGGCAAGACGAGGAAGAGACCUCAAUCAACGCUUAUCAAUAUUAAUGAUCCCGAGUCCCGCUUAUAGCUCCACUGUGUGUAACCCAAUCUGAGAUUAACAACAACAAAAAAUCCAUAAUUUUCCGACGAUGAUCGUGGACUUUUGACAUGUGAAUUUGCUUUUAACUGUGUUCCUUAACGCUGUAGUUUACCUUUGACCUUAACCAAUCAGAAAAACAAACCUCUCACCAAACUUAUCGCAAAAUUUAUCGAGCCCCUCGAAUCCCAUCGCAGGGCUAAGCAUUUAAUAAUCAAAAUGGAAUAAAGUGAUACUCGUAAUCCGCUCAGUGAUAAUUACUUAAGUUAUUUGCGCUGAACCCCUGAACUUUGCUCGCGCCCAGUCGGAGAAUACAGAAGUGAUCCGUGUGGGUCUGGUACUGGUUCUGGGUCUGGGUCUGGGCCUGGGCCUGUUUCUCUGCCUGUUUCUGGUGUUAUUUUCACCGAUGACUCGCAUGCGACUGUUUGUUUUCAAAAUGACAGUGUGAAGGCAUAAGCCUCCACAGCACUAACCACGACACCAUCCCCUGGAGGGACCGCCCCGACGGCUGGUUAUCUAAUUUCAUUAUUUCAUUAUCACUUUUUAUCCGAUUCUUAUUACUUCUAUUAUAAUUAGUAUUACUUAGACAACGAACAAUGAAUCCUUAGUUUCCCCAAUUAAAAUAAGAAAUAGGCUAAGAAAACCGCUAAAAUAGUGAGGCGUUUUUAGCAGCGAAGAGACAACACGAAAGAGAGACGCCUACUACGGCCACGCAGCAAAGAGAGCCGACAUGGAAGAGAAGGAAACGAAGAGACUCGCCGGUCGCUCUUACGCCCACGCAGCCCAAGCAAGAGAGAGAACGGCCGAAGGCAAAGGAACAGCAUGCAAGAGAACGAAGCGGCAGAGAAGCCGCCGAUCGCCCACGCAGCCGAGGCCGACAGCCGAAAGCUGCGCAGCCACGAAGCGACGGAGAAGCUGCAAAAGGUAAAGCAGAGGCCUGGCACGGUCCAGCGCGGGCCAGGCUCGGGAGUGAUCUCGGAGGGCUGAGCCAGACCGGUUCUGCGGCGGAAGCCAAAAUAGAUUUAAAAACUAGCCGUGACCGCGCCGUGUACGCAAUAAGCCGGACGCGGUGAAUAAAAACCAGCUGUGACCGCGGUGUGCAAAGGAAGCCACCGACGUGACGAGGACCGGCCGCCGGACCCAAGGAAGGGAAAGCAAGGAUCCGACAUGGACAACCCAAGGACGAGCGACGCACAGCCUCUAGAGGCAAAGGAUGGCACGGAGGGGCAUCCUAGGGGUGCGUCGCCGCCCAGCUCAAGGCAACCACGGUCCACGACCAGCCAACCACCAGCAAGCCACCACUCUCCGACCCCGCAAGCAGAACCGGGCAACACCACGCAGCCUGGACCAUCAACAGGAGCCGUACCACGACCACCCACGCCACCUAGGCCAUCCCGACGUCGGGCCCGCCCCGAAGGCCCACCGUCGCCCCGCCGGGCGACAACCAUGACCUGGGCAUGGCUCAACGACGUCGUCCAUCCGAACACGUCACGAAACAACCUGGGUGGGAUCAUCACAGUGGAGGCGAUGCGGCCAUCGGACUCAGACGAGGAGGUGCGAGCAGGCCGGGCCCAGCAGGAGCCACCAAGACGCCUACGCCGCCGCAAGCAUCCAGGCCAAGGAACAGGCACCGCCGUCACCCCACGCGCGACUCGAGCCAGGACACGUCAACCUGGACUCCAACUCCGAGGGGCAGAGCAGCUCCCCAGUCGCGCCCAAACUGCGGCUGCGGUCCCCACCACCACCGCCCUAUUACCUGUACCGCAUGGGAGAACCGCUGACCCCACGGCCGAGCUACGACAGCAGCUCCGACGAAGGGUUCACCAGCCCCACGAUGGAGGCCGACAAGCACUGGGAGUCGACCUGCCAGGCAAGCACCGAUGAAAAGUUCUUGCACGACCGACGCUUCGGAAAAGCGGGUGGCCGCCCAUGGGUCAGGCACUCCGUCCGGGAGCUAAACCGCCAACUGGAGGCCGAGCGGGCCACGACGGGCCCAUACUCGGACGUGAGCGAGGACGUAGAUGGGCCGGCCAACUGCCAGAAGAACACUCCAGCCAACAUCGCGGUUGACGUGGCACCUUGGACCACCUGGAAGGACGCCGACAGGACCCUGCAACUGCUGCACGCCCAUCCACGGCCCAUCACCCCACCCGGGCCCGAGAGGGAGAUCAUCCCCGCGUCGGACAUCGACACAACAAGCGACGACGAGGUACAGCUCCUAGGAGAGGACGACACCACUCCGCUACGGAUCCGCGACGGCAGUCUGGGCGAUGCGCUGCCCCGACGGCUCCGGAACCUCGGCCUUCAGGAUGAACACGAGCCACCCAGACACGUAACCGGCAAUGAGCUGCCCCAACUGCUCCAGGAACUCGGCCUGGGGGACGGACCCGUGUCCCCGAUACCCAGGGAUGACGGAGACGAGGAGGUAGUCUGGAUCCUGGGAGGGCAGGAGAACCAAAACGGCCCGAUCCCGGACACCUGCUGGGACGACGGGUGGCACGCCAGACUGCAGGAGUGGGACGCGCAGGAGGAGGCGGCAGCCCCGGAAAGAAGGGAGAAUCCCGAUUGGCAGCCGCUGGACCACGCACCAAUGAAGUGGCUAUCGCCAGAUCCCACCGACCACAACGCCCCGAACCCGGAACCGACGAGCUGCAUGGCCCAAGAGGCCGAACCAGGAAACGCGAGCCAACCAAAGGAGGACAGCGACCUGGCCAAUCGCCCCAGUCGCCUGGCGGGUAAGCACGCCUGACCGCCGCAUCCCGCAAAGCCUGUGGGAAGGCGCCAGCGCUCAGGCAAACGCGGCGCGUCACGGGCACAGCCGGAUCCGCAGCUUAGAACACCACGACGGCCAACGCUUCCGCGUAUGCAUCAGCGGGAAUUUGGUGCGCAUUUCACCGCGCCCCAACCCGAAGUAGGAAGGGAGUGUGAAGGCAUAAGCCUCCACAGCACUAACCACGACACCAUCCCCUGGAGGGACCGCCCCGACGGCUGGUUAUCUAAUUUCAUUAUUUCAUUAUCACUUGUUAUCCGAUUCUUAUUACUUCUAUUAUAAUUAGUAUUACUUAGACAACGAACAAUGAAUCCUUAGUUUCCCCAAUUAAAACGAGGUGGAACGUUGUGAGUUGCUGCGGAC
Molecule: messenger RNA, 3569 nt
Organism: Drosophila miranda
Lineage: Eukaryota; Metazoa; Arthropoda; Insecta; Diptera; Drosophilidae
Exons: 2
Coding region: 2202-3185 (327 amino acids)
Source: RefSeq, a predicted model, not a curated record